Labeo rohita (rohu) is the source of this 2822-nucleotide messenger RNA. It is a transcript of the gene actr1b, whose product is annotated as actin related protein 1B. Lineage: Eukaryota; Metazoa; Chordata; Actinopteri; Cypriniformes; Cyprinidae. The record is from RefSeq and is a predicted model, not a curated record. The transcript is spliced from 11 exons. Bases 161 to 1291 code for a protein of 376 amino acids.
GGCUCCCUCCACAGUGCGGUUCGGUUGACGCAUCACCGCUCAGCCUGUGGUUAUACUGCCAAGCAGCGACGGUUAUUUUUUAUUUACAUGAACAGAAAAUCGUAAACGGUGCUUCUUGCGAACGUGUCGACCGAAAAACGCACCAAAGCGCAGGCUGAACAUGGAGUCGUACGAUAUUAUAGCUAACCAGCCGGUUGUGAUUGAUAAUGGGUCUGGAGUUAUUAAGGCUGGUUUUGCAGGAGAUCAAAUCCCUAAAUACUGUUUCCCAAAUUAUGUGGGGCGGCCCAAGCAUGUCCGGGUGAUGGCUGGUGCCCUUGAGGGCGAUCUUUUCAUUGGACCCAAAGCUGAGGAGCACAGGGGGCUGCUGUCUGUCCGCUAUCCUAUGGAACAUGGUAUUGUGAAAGACUGGAAUGACAUGGAGCGCAUCUGGCAGUACGUUUACUCGAAGGAACAGCUGCAGACCUUCUCCGAGGAGCAUCCUGUACUGUUGACCGAAGCACCGUUGAACCCCAGUAAAAAUCGUGAACGUGCGGCUGAGGUGUUCUUCGAGACCUUCAACGUGCCUGCGCUGUUCAUCUCCAUGCAGGCUGUGCUCAGUUUAUACGCCACAGGCCGAACCACAGGUGUGGUCCUGGACGCCGGUGAUGGUGUGACACACGCUGUCCCCAUAUACGAGGGAUUCGCCAUUCCACAUUCCAUCAUGCGCGUGGACAUCGCCGGACGUGACGUCUCCCGAUACCUCCGCCUCCUCCUGCGCAAGGAAGGCUAUGAUUUCCACACUUCUGCAGAGUUUGAGGUCGUGCGCACCAUCAAGGAGAGAGCCUGCUACCUUUCCCUCAACCCUCAGAAGGAUGAAACUCUAGAAACUGAAAAAGCACAAUACACACUCCCCGACGGAAGCACUCUAGAUAUCGGCCCAGCGCGAUUCAGGGCUCCAGAGCUUCUCUUCAGGCCUGAUCUGAUUGGAGACGAGAGCGAGGGUAUUCAUGAGGUGCUGGCCUUCGCCAUUCAGAAGUCAGACAUGGAUCUGCGACGCACGCUCUUCUCUAACAUAGUGCUGUCCGGUGGCUCAACACUUCUGAAAGGUUUUGGAGACCGGUUGUUAAGCGAAGUGAAGAAACUUGCGCCCAAAGAUGUUAAAAUUAAGAUAUCUGCACCACAGGAGAGACUUUAUUCAACAUGGAUAGGGGGAUCUAUCCUGGCUUCACUCGACACCUUUAAGAAGAUGUGGGUCUCCAAGAAGGAAUACGAGGAAGAUCGCGCCCGUGCCAUCCACCGAAAAACAUUUUAAUGGGGUCUAAGGCCAGCGGCCUCCCUCAUCUCUGCGGUUUCACAUCCCUCUCCUCUCUCGCUUGGCCUCCCUCUGUUUCCCUCCCUCUUUCCCUCCCUACCCGUCCCGACAGCAAACCUGCCGGGCAUCCCAUCCGCAGCUAAGGCAUGCCUUCCGUGUCCCCUGCCCACAGCUCUCGUUCGGGGCACCUGACGAGCGUCACUGGGGCAGGAUGCGACCGGGCAUCCCUUGCCCGUUCCGCACCCAUCAAACACCGAAAAAAGGCUUUUCAGGGCAUCAGUCAAUACUGUUAACUAUUGUUUCGUUUAAAGCCAAUGCUUCAAUUCAGCGCUUAGAUAUUUAUUACACUAUUUACCCGGCCCUGUAUGAUAUUGUCAUAUCUAUUCUAAUGAAACAUGAAGGUGAAUGUUUUACUCUGUUGUAAGAAAUUUCAUUCCAGAACCGAAGAGAUCGAUCAUUUUCUUUAAAUGUCGCAGAUGUCAGCGUAGUAUUUUUAUUCUUAGUUUUUUUGACGACCGCAUACGAUAGAAAAAGACAUCGCUCACCACUACAACAAUUCACUGUAAAGGACACUACUGUGUUUCCUGUCUGUGUCCCUCCCCUUGACCGUCUCGAGGCUGAAACCACUUUUUAGCUCAAGGGAACUAAAUAAUGUAUACUGAAAUACAAAGUACACGGUAGGUAGCUAGAUUUAUCGCUGCUUGAAAUGUCGACAAGUGUUAUUAUUAGUAUACAGCACAUUUUAACAUGGAAUUAUCGGUUUAUGGGGCGCUUUAAGGAACAUUUUCGAGUUGUUUACUGUCUUUUUGUUGAAAUGUUGCUCUUAGAAUUAUGUUUGUCAGCUUUAAGUUGUAAAGCAUAAUUGUUACCGCACAAACAUUGACUUGAUGCGAACAUUAUCCCGUUCGAGUUACGUUUUUCCCCUGAGCAUUUCCCAUGAUCCUCAUAUUAACUCGAGCUGUUGACUGAAGCUUUAAUGAAGUCGUCCAGUGAGUUUUACGUGGCCAUGAAGACGUCUCAUUAUUGUGGCACGAUUUCGAUGUAAAUUCAGACUCUCCCCCGAAUUCCAGAUUAGUGCAUGAAAUCAACAGAACGACUGAGAUUGUGUGUUAUUUCAUUGUAAAUCUCAUCGACGUGGACAUUGAAGGCAGAGGGUGGCCGAAUGGAUUUAGAAGCUCUUCUGGCACUAGUAUUUCUGUAGUGUUUGUUGAAAGAGAGCUGCUCUCUAAUGGGAUGAUGGGGUAGCAGGGUUGCGUUUAAGUCCAGUUUUGUCCAACCGAAGAUUCGCCUUACUCCAGUGUCGUCAUUGGAAAGUCAGAGCAUCUUGGUUGUCUUUUCUUUUUAAAGAUAUAGAAAUAUCAUCAUAAGCCUUGUGUACAGUGGAUUGCUAUUCAAACUGUUAAAAAAAAAAAAAAAAACAAAAAAUAAACGACAAAAAAGGACUAAAAUGUACAAACCUGUUUCUUCAAUUGUUGCUUUUUCUUUUAAUUUUGUAAAUUCAGUAUGAUAAAUAAAUUAAUGCUGUCUGAAA